Colletotrichum costaricense is the source of this 615-nucleotide messenger RNA. RefSeq lists its product as uncharacterized. Lineage: Eukaryota; Fungi; Ascomycota; Sordariomycetes; Glomerellales; Glomerellaceae. The coding region runs from base 1 to 615 and encodes 204 amino acids. The transcript is spliced from 3 exons. The record is from RefSeq and is a predicted model, not a curated record.
AUGGUGUCAGGAGGAAGACCGGAAGGGGCUGGUGAGGUGGCGCAGGGAAGCCAGGCCAUGGGUCUGACGAGUCAUGGUUUUAAUCUCUGUGGUGUGUUUGACGAUAUCAGCGCAAACGUACACAUCAUUGGACCACUUAUGAAAGGCGUAGUUCUGCGUUCCCUCGAAUUCAACGAUGCCGACAUUAAGGAGCCCCAGACCAACGCAGAGGAGAAACUUCAAGAGAUGGACUUCGGACUGGCCAAGACCAAUGAGCUUGUAACCUUCGUGGGUGGCAGCGGAGGAGAUGGAGGCGAAGACGAAGAGCCCUGGACGAACGACUGGGAGGCCGAUACUCCCUCAGCCACGGCUCCUUUAGUCGACGGCAUCGACAAUGACGGAUUUAUUCCUAUUGGCAGUGAUCCCGCGAGCCUCGAGUUCCAGAAAGAGUACCGAGACGUUGUGGAGGGUUCGCAGCGCGCAACGAACAGCUCCACCACAGGCAGCGCUCCGCCACCGAAAGACAACAUUGACGGUGACUUAGGUGCGUGGUGCCCAGGAUUCCAACAGCACAAGAAGGAGCUGACACAAGGCCAUAGAAGGGAUAGGGAAGAAAGGCCAAGGACAGGCGAUUAA